AUGUCCGCCGAACAGGAAGGAAGCGCUGCUCCCACCGAGCACCUGAACAUCAAGGUCACGGACAACAAUAACGAGGUCUUUUUCAAGAUCAAGCGUUCGACCCAGCUCAAGAAACUCAUGGAUGCAUUCUGCGAGCGUCAAGGGAAGCAAAUGUCCACCGUGCGAUUUCUUUUCGACGGCACUCGUGUGCGACCCGAGGACACACCAGACACCCUUGACAUGGCCGAUGGCGAUACCCUCGAGGUCCACCAAGAGCAGAUCGGAGGCGGAAACUGA
This is a messenger RNA of Penicillium waksmanii, 276 nucleotides long. RefSeq names its product SUMO family protein SMT3. Lineage: Eukaryota; Fungi; Ascomycota; Eurotiomycetes; Eurotiales; Aspergillaceae. The transcript has 2 exons. Bases 1 to 276 code for a protein of 91 amino acids. Gene Ontology annotation, cellular component: nucleus; septin ring. Gene Ontology annotation, molecular function: protein tag activity; ubiquitin-like protein ligase binding. The record is from RefSeq and is a predicted model, not a curated record. Gene Ontology annotation, biological process: protein sumoylation.